AUGCAGGCCCGCACAGCGGAGUACGCAACCCUUACUAGGCAUUACUAUAACUUAGCCACCGAUCUCUACGAAUAUGGCUGGGGCCAGUCAUUCCAUUUCUGUCGCUUUUCGUACGGUGAAGCUUUUCAUCAGGCGAUUGCGCGACAUGAACACUACUUAGCGCACAGCAUCGGGAUCAAGGAGGGUAUGAAGGUCCUCGACGUUGGCUGUGGCGUCGGUGGUCCGGCUCGUGAAAUUGCCAAAUUCACUGGUUGCCAUGUCACAGGACUGAAUAACAAUGACUACCAAAUUGAACGUGCUAGUCAAUACGCCGAAAAGGAAGGACUAGCGGGCCAGCUUGAUUUUGUCAAGGGGGACUUUAUGCAAAUGUCAUUCGCCGAUAACACCUUCGACGCUGUCUAUGCCAUUGAGGCGACUGUCCAUGCCCCAACUCUCGAGGGUAUAUAUAGCGAGAUUUUUCGAGUUCUCAAGCCAGGCGGCGUUUUCGGUGUAUACGAAUGGCUGAUGACGGAUGAGUACAACAAUGACGAUUUGCAUCAUCGAGCUAUUCGGUUAGGGAUUGAGCAGGAGACGGUAUCUCCAACAUGUGCAAAGUUUCGGAGGCAUUAG
This is a messenger RNA of Parascedosporium putredinis, 609 nucleotides long. NCBI's taxonomy places the organism in Eukaryota, Fungi, Ascomycota, Sordariomycetes, Microascales, Microascaceae. The record is from the annotation of a GenBank genome assembly.